GGGACCGGAGCUGGAACCUGUAAUGGAUCUAUCUGCUGAGGAACGGUUCACCCCCGUUCUACCGGACCGGGUUUACUAACUCACUGAGGAGAGAUUUUUCUCUUUAAAUCAGAGAUUUUGUUGUUUUGGAUGGACAGACUCAAAGAAAAGUGCAUAUAUGCAACAUUUUGGGAAGAGCUGGAUUUAUUUACGCGUCCUUGUGGCAUUCCCCAAGAACCCCAAACCUGAUCGGAUGAAAAGACGAGGAGGAUGUAUGGAAUAAACCCGCGCUGCGUUUACAUAUCGUUUCAUUUUUUUGUGCUGUGGUGCCACACUCAGGGGGAGAAUCACCCGUCUCCUAAUUUUAACCAGUAUGUGAGGACGCAGGGCGCAGUGACGGACCAGCUCAGCCGCCGGCAGGUCCGGGUCUACCAGCUCUACAGCCGGACCAGCGGAAAACACGUCCAGAUCCAGGGCAAGAGGGUCACCGCCACCGCCGAGGACGGCAACAUGUACGCUCGCCUGUUUGUCGAGACCGACACGUUUGGCAGUCGUGUGAGAAUAAGAGGAGCAGAAAGUGGACGCUACCUCUGCAUGAACCGCAAGGGGAAGCUCGUUGGGAAGCCCAACGGCCGCAGCAGGGACUGUAUUUUCACAGAGAUCGUGCUGGAGAACAAUUACACGGCCCUGCAGAAUGCCAAGUAUGAGGGCUGGUAUGUGGCUUUCACCAGGAAAGGGAGGCCCAUCCAAGCCUCGAGGACCAGGGAGAACCAGAGAGAGGUCCAUUUCAUCAAGAGGCUCCACACGGGCCCGCCUCCCUUCCCCAACACAGACCAAAGCAAACAUUUUGAGUUCAUCCGAUUUCCGGCCACACGUCGAGCAAAGCGGAACAGGAAGUCAUGUACCUCAUCCUAACAUGCAGCCGGAGCCUCGGACUAACGCCCGCUGCCAUGGACCAGGACACAGAUGCUUUUCUAUUUUUGUACAUUUUUGAUAGGCUACUGGUGACUCAGGUGUCAUAAACCUAAAGAAAUAUUGGUGUAAAAUGAUCAUGUGUAAAUACUGAA
This is a messenger RNA of Melanotaenia boesemani (Boeseman's rainbowfish), 1046 nucleotides long. RefSeq names its product fibroblast growth factor 17 (gene fgf17). Gene Ontology annotation, biological process: cell differentiation; positive regulation of gene expression; positive regulation of protein phosphorylation. Gene Ontology annotation, molecular function: growth factor activity; type 1 fibroblast growth factor receptor binding; type 2 fibroblast growth factor receptor binding. The record is from RefSeq and is a predicted model, not a curated record. The transcript has 5 exons. NCBI's taxonomy places the organism in Eukaryota, Metazoa, Chordata, Actinopteri, Atheriniformes, Melanotaeniidae. Bases 250 to 894 code for a protein of 214 amino acids. Gene Ontology annotation, cellular component: cytoplasm.